AUGGUCAACGCUGGCAUUGCACUUGUGGCUUUGGCCGGCCCAGCCUUUGCGGGCGUGGUGCAGAACAAUGGCUAUGACCAGGGUCAUGUUGGUCCAACUGCUCCCAUCAAGCCCCCAAGCUCUGAUAAGUGGACGACCACUACUGAGCCUCACUGGGUCACCAAGACGACCACUUACUUGACCACAUCCUGCCCAGUGACCCACUCUACUGUCACUUCUGGCACCAAGACUUUGACGGUCCCAAUCACUUUGACUGAGACACUCACCGUGACUACCACUACCGUCUGUGACUUGAACACCGAGGUGGUCGUGCCCACUGGAAUUGUAACUAGCAAGACUCUGGUCCCAACUUCUGUCACGACGACCGAGACGGUGUGCUAUACUUGCAACAGCACCACUGCUCCACCUCAUUCAACCACUUCUGUCCCUGGUCACAACACUACUACUAUUGUGCCUCCACCGAUCACUACCAAUGGUACCAUUGUUGUCCCCUCAACAAGCGUGCCUGGCCACCAGAACACAACUGUGAUCCCACCUGCACCAGUCCCAACCAUCAAUCCCGGACAGAACACUACUGUUGUGCCUGUGCCAUCCCCUAAGCCCGCUCCUUUCACCAACAGCACUGUUCCAUCAGUUCCCACUGUGCAGCCAGUUCCUGUUGCGCCUGGACAGCCCUCGACUCCUGCCCAGCCUUCUGUCCCUGGUCAGCCUUCUGUCCCUAGUCAGCCCUCUGUGCCUGGUCAGCCCUCUGUUCCUGGCCAGCCCUCUGUUCCUAGCCAGCCCUCUGUGCCUGGUCAGCCCUCUGUUCCUGGUCAGCCCUCUGUUCCUGGUCAGCCCUCUGUCCCUGGUCAGCCCUCUGUUCCUGGUCAGCCCUCUGUGCCUGGCCAGCCCUCUGUGCCUGGCCAGCCCUCUGUUCCUAGCCAGCCCUCUGUUCCCAGUCAGCCCUCUGUCCCUGGUCAGCCCUCUGUGCCUGGUCAGCCCGCCGCUCCCACCCAGCCCGCUGGUACCCCGGCGCAACCCUCUGGUGUCUCACCGGUGGGCCCAACAGAGACUCCUUUCACUGGCUCUGCUUCCCAGAGCUUCGAGCCUGCCGCCGGUCUCCUGGCUGGUGUCAUGGGUAUCAUGCUCAUGCUUUAG
Messenger RNA from Aspergillus thermomutatus, 1137 nucleotides. RefSeq names its product putative cell surface protein (gene cspA). The transcript is spliced from 3 exons. The coding region runs from base 1 to 1137 and encodes 378 amino acids. The record is from RefSeq and is a predicted model, not a curated record. Lineage: Eukaryota; Fungi; Ascomycota; Eurotiomycetes; Eurotiales; Aspergillaceae.